UCCUUUGCUGAAACAAGAGAAUUUUUAACGCCUUUCAUUACUUUACGUUAGCGGAUUGCUUAUUUAAGUUUGUUGGUUGACUCUGUAGUCUUUUAGUGAUUUGCCGGUUGAAAGUGCGAAACAAACAAAAGAAUUCUUGAACAAAUUCGCGAAAUUACGAAAGUAUUCUUAAUCGAAGAGUGUUUUGUGUAAGAUAGUGCUAUAAUUAAAAAGUGAAACUCUUGUCACCAUGACCCAAGACAUAAUGAUGAGCAGCGAAGAGGCAGUGCCUGUAAGCGACACCUCUUCCAGCAAACAAUUGCAGCAGUUUUGUUUGUUGGCCAAAACGGCUCAUGGUGCUGCCAUUCUGGAGUUGAUCAAACAAGUGCUGGAAGCUCCAGGUGUCUAUGUUUUUGGCGAACUGCUAGUAAUGCCCAAUAUACAAGAGCUCAAACAAGGUGACAAUGUGAAAUACUACAACACAUUGCAUUUAUUUGCUUAUGGCACCUACAAACAAUAUCGCCAAAAACCCGAAGACUACUUGGAGUUGACAGCCGGCAUGCAAAAGAAAUUGCAGCAUUUGACCAUUGUCUCAUUGGCCAUACAAAAUAAAUGUAUACCCUAUGACAUGUUGUUGGAAGAAUUGGAUAUUGAUAAUGUACGUCAUCUGGAGGAUGUCAUAAUCGAGGCUAUAUAUGCAGAUAUUAUUCAUGGAAAAUUGUUUCAGAAUAAUCGUUUUCUGGAAAUCGAUUAUGCCCAGGGUCGUGACAUUCCACCUGGCUAUACAACCAAAAUAGCAAAAACUCUGCAGGAUUGGGUUGAUUCCUGUGAUGCCAUCUCCAAUUGCAUUGUCGAGCAGAUCAAACGCGCAAAUGCUGAAAAAUCAAAGAAGUUGGAUAACAAAAAACAAAUUGAACAGAAAAUAAUUAAUUUGAAGAAAGUUUACAAAACUCAAAUUAACGACAACGACGAAGCCAUGCAAAUCGAUUCACGUGAAACCACAUCCUCGACCAGCCAAGAGGCGGCACGAAAGAAAAGUUCCAAAGUUAAGCCAUCACGAUCUGCGGUUUAAAAGGGCAAAUUUGCAUCAUUUGGCUGUCUGUGUAUCCUUUAUUGGAUUCUGGCAUACUGGAAUAAGUUUUCUUUUUAUUUAAAUUCAAAUCCAUGCAUCUCUAUUAUUUUAACUAUAAAUAAAAUAUUAGAUAUUUCUUUA
Molecule: messenger RNA, 1192 nt
Organism: Stomoxys calcitrans (stable fly)
Lineage: Eukaryota; Metazoa; Arthropoda; Insecta; Diptera; Muscidae
Gene: CSN7
Product: COP9 signalosome complex subunit 7
Exons: 5
Coding region: 230-1051 (273 amino acids)
Biological process (GO): COP9 signalosome assembly
Cellular component (GO): COP9 signalosome
Source: RefSeq, a predicted model, not a curated record